This is a messenger RNA of Cucurbita pepo subsp. pepo (vegetable marrow), 1479 nucleotides long. RefSeq names its product Amino acid dehydrogenase family protein. Gene Ontology annotation, molecular function: methenyltetrahydrofolate cyclohydrolase activity; methylenetetrahydrofolate dehydrogenase (NADP+) activity. Gene Ontology annotation, cellular component: cytosol. Gene Ontology annotation, biological process: tetrahydrofolate interconversion. The record is from RefSeq and is a predicted model, not a curated record. NCBI's taxonomy places the organism in Eukaryota, Viridiplantae, Streptophyta, Magnoliopsida, Cucurbitales, Cucurbitaceae.
CUGCCGGAGUGAAUAAUCAGUGUUCGCGUUAGGGAUUCAUUUUAUUUCAGCCGCCACUUCUCCGCCGUCUUCUCCGCCGGCGCUCAUCAUCCUACACCUGUUCUGAUUCCUGCCUUUGUUGAUUUCGCCUACAAAAGCAAGUCUCUCUUUGUUCAUCCAAAAACGUGCAGAUUUUUCUUACGGUGUCUUAUAAUGGCGUCAUCGAUGAAAUUCACAGAUUGUUCCCCUUCCGCCAUUGUUCGUCUUGUUCCCACUACUCGAACCAGGCUUCGAAGCUCCGAUAGCGCUGUUCUCUUUCACCGUGUUCUUGGCCGUUCCUGUCCUGCGUAUCCUAGAACUUUUGUUUCUCGAUCUUCAAUUUCAACUUUGCCCGUCAUCUCCGCUUCAAUCUCGACCGAGGCAACUGCACAAGUUAUUGAUGGAAAAUUGGUGGCGAAGCAGAUAAGAGAGGAGAUUACUGCUGAAGUAUCUCGAAUGAAGGAUGCCAUUGGUGUUGUUCCGGGAUUAGCAGUCAUCCUUGUUGGAGAUAGGAAGGAUUCUGCAACAUAUGUACGAAACAAGAAAAAAGCUUGUGAAUCUGUGGGUAUUAAAUCCUUUGAAGUAAACUUGCCUGAAAAUGCUACCGAGCAAGAAGUGCUCAAGCACAUAUCCGACUUCAAUGAUGAUCCAUCUGUCCAUGGCAUCCUUGUUCAAUUACCUUUGCCUAAGCACAUGAAUGAACAGAAUGUAUUACAUGCUGUUAGCAUUGAAAAAGACGUAGAUGGAUUCCACCCAUUGAACAUUGGUCGUCUUGCAAUGAGAGGUGAAGAACCGUUGUUUGUUCCAUGCACACCAAAAGGGUGUAUUGAAUUGCUGCAUAGAUACAACAUUAGUAUCAAAGGAAAGAGAGCUGUUGUAAUCGGUAGAAGCAAUAUUGUAGGAACUCCAGCUGCUCUUUUGCUUCAACGAGAAGAUGCGACCGUUAGCGUAGUUCAUUCAAGGACCAAGGACCCCGAAGAGUUAACAAGACAAGCUGAUAUUAUCAUCUCAGCAGUUGGCAAAGCUAAUAUGGUUGAGGGAAGUUGGAUAAAGCCUGGUGCGGUAAUUAUCGAUGUUGGAAUUAAUCCAGUAGAGGAUGCAAGUAGUCCUCGUGGAUAUCGACUCGUAGGGGAUGUCUGUUAUGAGGAGGCCAGCAAAAUUGCUUCGGCUAUUACUCCUGUACCCGGGGGAGUCGGGCCAAUGACGAUAGCAAUGCUCCUCUCGAACACGCUCACAGCAGCAAAGAGAACACACAACUUCCAGUGAAAUUUACCUAAAAAGCUUUCCUUUAGCAAAGGACCAAGCUGUUAAAUAACCCCAUGUGUGAGCACACAUCUUCUCAAGUCAUUACAACUUAUCUUCUUUUGAGUGAAUGAAUGACUUGUGGAGAUUGAACCUUGUAUUUGUUGGAUCUUUUCUAUAUGCUGAAUAAUCACAGGGGAUACACAUUUUGUUGUUGCA